Colletotrichum destructivum is the source of this 486-nucleotide messenger RNA. RefSeq lists its product as uncharacterized. The record is from RefSeq and is a predicted model, not a curated record. Lineage: Eukaryota; Fungi; Ascomycota; Sordariomycetes; Glomerellales; Glomerellaceae. The coding region runs from base 254 to 469 and encodes 71 amino acids. The transcript has a single exon.
CGCCAGUACAGCUCGGCACAUCAACGCGCCCAACAGAACGACACGCACACCAACCCACCCACAACCCCCCAACGACCGCAUCGGCACCCCGGCGAGGAACAGGAGGGCCCCGCAAUAAUUAUCGCAGAGCCAGGAAAGAGAAGGCUCCUCCUCCCUCGCCUCCCCCCCGUCGUCCCCGAUAAACAAAGGCCGUAGAUCCGCGUCCUUCGGUGGUUGUUAAAAUCCAGGGUUCCCCAUUCCCUCCUUCCUCCCGAUGCCAUCUUCUCCCUCCCUUCUCGCUCAAUGCUCCAGCACGCUCUGGUGCCACAUCCGCUCCUUACCGCUCUGGGCCUUCGUCCUCGUCGUCCUCCUCCUCGGCGCCGUCCGCCAGCGCCUGCUGCCUUUUCCUUCUCCUCCCCGACGGCCCGCCGCCGCAGUCGUCGCGGAUAAGAAGAGACAGUCACCGUCUCCCUCGCCUCGUCCCGAGUAGGCCCCAAAACCUCGCCG